GCUUCCUGUCUGUCCAUGACGAGUGGGGUCUCUUCCGGAAGUAGUUGGUUAGCAUUCAGCAACAGUUAUUAGCCUGAUAGCACACAUCUUCUGUUGUGAUUAAAGGACGAUAAAACUCAAUAUGUCAACGCAAACGAUAACAGUGACAGUUGCAUACGGAUCAACUAAGCACAGCAUCACAUUAACUGGUGAGGAUGACGUCAAGGGCCCGAUAGUCAAAGACCUCUCCGACGCUCUCACCAAAGCUACUGGGGUUCCUCAAACGUCGCAGAAACUCAUCUUUAAAGGGAAAUCUCUGAAGGACGUGGAGGAGAGUCUGUCCAGCGUAGGAAUAAAAGAGGGAUGCAAGCUCAUGCUGAUUGGGAAACGGAACAGUCCCGAGGAAGAAACUGAGCUGAAGAAGCUGAAAGACAUUGAGAAAUCUGUGGAACAGACGGCUAAAAAGCUUGAGAAGGUAGACGGGGAGUUGACUGGACUCAAGAAUGGCUUCCUGGCCAAAGACCUCCAGGCAGAAGCGUUGGGGAAACUAGACCACAGAGUGAAAAUAGCAGCGGAACAAUUCAUGAAGAUCCUAGAGCAGAUUGAUGCCAUGAGUAUCCCGGAGAAUUACAAUGACUGCAAAAUGAAGAAAAAGGGACUUGUAAAGACCGUGCAGGACUUCCUGGCCCAGUGUGACAAGAUUGAGGCUUGUAUAUCGGAUCACCUAUCAAAGAUCCAGUCAAAAAAUCUUGCCCUGGCGGAGUAGAGUCACAGUCGCCCUCAUCUUGUGCUAUACGUUGCUCUGUGAGCAACGGCAAAGUGUACAGAAAGCGUCAAGCGUGUCUAUUUAUUUUUGUUUUGAUGUGCGUGAGAGACUCGUCAUCACAGAGAAUCCUGUGAACAGGAGGCUGGUUAUUGGUGCUGAUGCUGGGAACAUCUGGAACACACCGAAGACCUAUGAAGGUACUCCUGGAGAGGUUGCAACCAAAGGAUCACAGGUGCUUUGAUUUGUGACAAAUCAUGUAGCUCCACUUUUAAAGCAUCCUAAAAUAGUGCUGAAAAUAACGGCCCUGUUUCAGUGUCAAAAUAUCAACCACAAUUUCAGAAAAAGACGCGUUCUUCUCACUGUCAUGUGCCGACUGUUAGUAGCAGUACACACGUGGCAACAAGUAUGAUGACAUUGAUAAGCUUACGUGUGCUGUGCUAACAGUUUGCACCCCUCUGGGAAGGAUCUUCCUCAGGAUCGGUGAACCUAGCCGCUGGGAUUAGCUCUUAAAAAUAUGUUUAGGCACUGAUGCCGGUAAAUGAGAACGUUUCAGUCCAUCUCAUUAGAUGUUGGUUUAGCUCAUUUCCAAACUGGAAAAACAAAACAAAAAGGAUGAAGGACCCAGCUCUGCACAAACAUUUCUCAGUGAAUUAUUGUGUAAUAAACGUGUGUAUUGAUUGGAACUACUGAGCUCAGUUGGUUGAUUUUGAUAAUCAUUUCAUGAUUCUGGAUUGGAUAAAUAAAGAAACUGGUAACCUAGCACCCUAUUAUGAAUAGAAAAGUAAGAACUCAAUGCUGUUGACCCACCCUUGGCCAUGUUGUGUGUAUUUAAUAUUCUACCUGUAGAUUAAACACCAAGACGGCACCUUCUGUUUAAUCCAGUGUACCACGUGUCUUUGAAGUCAGUGUGAACUGUGGAAUUGUUUGUUUUCAACUGUCGCAUCUCUUCUCCUUUUGUUUUAAAAUAAAGACUCUGAAAACAGAAUAGAGCAUUGAUUAUUGAGCUCGGAAAUACAAAUGAUUUAGUAAAAUCAACAGAAUCACAACAACCAUCUUGUUUUUAUUUCCAGCUUUAUCCACGUGGGUCUUUUCAUUCAUCUUAAUUAGCUUAUACAGACCCUACAGUGUUUUCACAGAUGUGCAAAUGAGCUUUGGAAGAAGGGGUUGAGGAGUUGGGA
This is a messenger RNA of Gasterosteus aculeatus aculeatus (three-spined stickleback), 1923 nucleotides long. It is a transcript of the gene bag1, whose product is annotated as BCL2 associated athanogene 1. Gene Ontology annotation, cellular component: nucleus; cytoplasm; membrane. Gene Ontology annotation, molecular function: adenyl-nucleotide exchange factor activity; protein-folding chaperone binding. Gene Ontology annotation, biological process: protein stabilization. The record is from RefSeq and is a predicted model, not a curated record. Lineage: Eukaryota; Metazoa; Chordata; Actinopteri; Perciformes; Gasterosteidae.